Messenger RNA from Aspergillus neoniger CBS 115656, 3468 nucleotides. RefSeq names its product TAPT1 family protein. The record is from RefSeq and is a predicted model, not a curated record. Gene Ontology annotation, cellular component: endoplasmic reticulum membrane. The coding region runs from base 290 to 3442 and encodes 1050 amino acids. Gene Ontology annotation, biological process: maintenance of protein localization in endoplasmic reticulum. Lineage: Eukaryota; Fungi; Ascomycota; Eurotiomycetes; Eurotiales; Aspergillaceae. The transcript has a single exon.
AAAGAGUUCUUUCGAUUUCUGCAAUUCCUAACAAGGGCUGAUUUUCAUUGAUCAAGUUUGACAGUCCGCAGUUUGCCCACAGCAUGAUCCCGAAUUCCCCUUAAUCUUCGGUCCGCUGGUCGCGUUGCGCAGUCAGUCAGCUCGGCACUAUCAACCACCCCUACCACCGUGGCCUCGCCUUUCCCCCAACCCCGCCGGCGAAUCCCUCGAGGCUGUUUCGGAUCAUGACAUCAGUGUUAAUAUCCAAUCUGCGCUGCUAUAUAAUGGUCAAUAGUCAUUGAUAUCGAUUAUGGAUGAACUACCCGACCACCCCAGCCAGCAAGUAUCAGACACGAUCACCCAUGUGGCCGCGCCGGGCGGACAGGAAACCCCAGUAUCUCCCCGGAAGAGAGAACAUGAGAGCGGCAUGGAUCGCGAAGGUCAUAGCUUGGGGGUUGGAAAGUCUCGGCAAAGCAGACCGGUAGAUUCGCACCGCGAGGAUAAGGAGGAUCAUGCCAACGGUCCAUUAAGCCGAACCAUGCAACAAGAAAGAUCCGCAACAUCGGAUACUAUGAGUGCUCACGAGCGGAGCAAUAAGGAGGAAGCCACGCACCGAUUUGGUGCGCCUGUCAGCGACCACGACCUAAAUAGGUUUCCCAGCCAACCCACGGUGAACGGCGACCAGAAAAGCGGUCAGCCAGUGCUUCCUUCAGACCAGGCCCUAGGGAUGAUCUUCGAACACUUGUUGGAGGGCUCGGACAGCGCAGAUCAUCGUACGACAUCGAGGACCUCUUUAGUGGAUGUUUUCGAAGGUCCCGAUGUAGCUUCUGUCGUCCAUUGGUGGUCGCAGAACACAUCCCCUGUCAGGAACCAAGAUAAGGAGCAGGAGCGGGUAGUUAAGCUUUCUCCGGCCAGGAUACAGGAACUCACAUCAUCCCCUCAGUCUAUUCCUUAUCGUGCAGCACCCCCGGAGUCGGAUCGCGGUCGACGUGCAGUAUCAGAUGGCAUGCAUGCAGCGAUCUCACCAUCGCAGCCUGACCAAUCUGCAACUCUUCUACCGAAUGAGCACAAGGUAACCGGCGACAGCGUCCCCAAACUUCGUCCCAGCAAGGAUCUAGCCAUCGAUGUCUCUGCUGCCACGGCAGCUAAGCAACCUUCUCGGACUCGGCCGCAAGGCUCUCGGGCUGCAUCUACACCCAGCUCACGACGGCAAACCAUGCCAACAACCAGUGAACGACUGACACAAACUUGGACAUCACGGGGGAAGCAAGAGCGCGCCUCUCUCAGUCGAGAGUCUGAUGGAAAACACCUUACCCCGUCGCCACACAUCACUGGCCCUGAGCCUGCUCUACCGUCCCCUAUGCCUCCAACCAUUCCUCUCCCUCCCUUGUCUGUUCCGACAUACCUACAAUUAGAAUUGGCCUCCGGUCGACCGUCUCCGCUAUACAUUCACCGCUCCGCAAUGAGCGACUUUCCAUAUGAAUCGUCUCGGGUCAAACUUGAACGUCUGAUGAACUUUUUGAUGCUGCCUCCCGCAUUGGAACGAGUCCUCUGGUUUGGUAUCUUAGCGUGUCUCGAUUCUUGGUUGCAUACAUUUACCAUUCUUCCUCUUCGUUUUAUCAAAGCAUUGUAUAUUCUUCUGGAGUCAUGGGCUGUCAAUCUUGGCGUUGAGUUUCGUUAUGUGACAGGUUUCAUUUUCAAAGGUGUUGGGCGAGUGUGGCGGAGACGACACCGAGCAUCAUCGACGGACGAGUCUUCGAAGGUUGCUGACCCUGGAAAGUCGACCUCUGAGAAGCAGGAGAACGGAUCAGUGGAACGAGAGUCUCGCAAUCGGGCCACAGAACUGCGCAAGCGUCACCAUAAGCACCGGCGGCAGAAGAGCAUCCCGUCAGCUUUGAUGCCAGAUGACAAGGCUGACAUUCUUAAAGGGCUGCUCAUCAUAUCUACCUGCUGCGUGUUGAUGCGCUUUGAUGCAAGUCGAAUGUAUCACUGGAUCCGAGGACAGGCUGCGAUCAAACUCUAUGUGAUCUAUAAUGUGCUAGAGGUCAGCGAUCGGUUAUUCGCUGCCAUUGGACAAGACGUGCUUGAGUGCCUAUUCUCGCGGGAAGCUCUGGAGCGUCGCCCGGACGGGCGCAGCAAGGUCUUCCGACCAUUUGGAUUGUUCUUGCUGGCAUUAGCAUACACAGUCAUCCACGCAACGGCCCUCUUUUAUCAGGUGAUGACAUUGAAUGUCGCGGUGAAUUCGUAUUCAAACGCGCUCAUUACCCUGCUGCUUUCAAACCAGUUUGUGGAGAUUAAAUCCACGGUAUUCAAGAAAUUCGAGAAAGAGAAUCUCUUCCAGCUUCUCUGUGCAGACGUGGUUGAGCGGUUCCAGCUCUGGUUGAUGCUUACCAUCAUCGCGUCGCGAAACCUUGUUGAGACUGGAGCAUUCAAUGCCCUUGGUAGCUUGAGCUUCAGUCUUGGAGGCUACACAUCCACGGGGACCAACAGCACGCCCCUAUCGACUCCUCCCCGGACCUCCUCAUCUAUCCUGCCACAGGCCUUUACAAUUGUGCCAUCAUCAAUAAUUGCGUCCUUCAGUCAGGUGAACACGUACCUGCCGACUCUCGCACAGGUUCUAGGGCCGUUCUUGGUCGUUUUAGGUUCGGAAAUGCUAGUGGAUUGGCUAAAGCAUGCCUACAUUGGCAAAUUCAACAACACGCGGCCAGCCAUCUACGGACGGUUUCUGGAUAUUCUGGCGAAGGACUACUACACCAAUGCCUUUGCAGACCAGAACCUGACCCGUCGCUUAGGUUUGCCGGUGAUCCCACUGUCUUGCCUCUUCUUCCGAGUCUCCGUCCAAACGUACCAGAUGUUCAUUACUGCCUUGCUUCCUCAACAACCCUCCUCCACAGCAGUAGAGGCCACCACCCUAUCCGCUAUCCACAGCCAGUACGUGCCGGCUCCAAUGCCCUCACCUCCUCCAUUAACGCUGCGAAACUUUAUCCCGACGUCAACCGCCUACGUGGGUGCCUUCUUCCGCCAACUUCUAGCCAACACCAUGCCAUCGCCCGCCCAAUCCGUCUACAUCUUCACCAUAGUCCUCAUCUUAACAGGCUUCGUGGUCCUCCUAAUCCUGAAGCUUCUCUUGGGUAUGGUCCUGCUAGCGUACGCUCGAUCUCGAUACAAGGCGAUGAAGCUGCGCGAAACAUCAACUCAAGCCAAUGCCCCAUCGGCAGCACCUGCUGAUGAACCCAACGGAACAGCACCCCGUGGACGAGCAUUUGCAGUUGAAGGCGGCCGACGAUUCGGCGGAUGGGGCGUAGUCGAGGUCAACGAUGACCAUCGACGAUGGAUCUAUGCGGAUGACCCUGAGGGGCUGCGUCGGCUGAAGGCCAAAGAAGAGAAAGACAAGAAUACCAAGGAGGACCUGAAUAUGGAUCAUGUCCAACGCUACGAGAUGGUAGCUAAGAGAAUCUGGUAAAUGGCAAAUAACAAACUUUGUAAUUG